This is a messenger RNA of Armigeres subalbatus, 2300 nucleotides long. RefSeq lists its product as uncharacterized. Gene Ontology annotation, biological process: SCF-dependent proteasomal ubiquitin-dependent protein catabolic process. Gene Ontology annotation, molecular function: protein binding. Gene Ontology annotation, cellular component: SCF ubiquitin ligase complex. Lineage: Eukaryota; Metazoa; Arthropoda; Insecta; Diptera; Culicidae. The transcript has 3 exons. Bases 422 to 1966 code for a protein of 514 amino acids. The record is from RefSeq and is a predicted model, not a curated record.
CAAAUUUUUAGGCUACUAGACCAUCUCUGGACAAUGACAAAUACAUGAACAACAACGCUAAAGCCUACUGCCGUGUCUAAUGAAUUCAUCAGCCAGACCGAAGUCAUGCGAGACCUCACAAGCUGUUUAUGAACGAAAUACUGAGACUUCUUUAUCAGUCGUUCCAAGUCCGACACAGUCUCGAAUGGUCGGCAAUUCCAUUUGAAACCGGCGGAUGACGAAUAAUUGCGGCUGUGCCCUUGAAAUGAACACCGAUGUACGACAGCGUGAUAAACCAUGCGCUGUGUGUAUGUGUUUGGAAUUUCCUGAUAAACGCCUGCAUUCGUUGAAUUAGAAAAUGCAAUACGCAAAUGCAUAAAUGCAAACUGUGCAUUAGAAGUGCAGUGUGGUGAUACUUACUCUUUGACGUCGGUUCGUAAGCAUGUCUAUCAAUUACCUCCCGGUCGAAUUGCUGCAGAAAAUAUUCUGCUUUUUAUCGUAUACGGACCUGGAGCAGAUAUCGCUAGUUUGUCACCGUUGGAAUAAAGCAUCCGAAAAGUUCAUAGUGGAUAAAGUCAAGCUCAAUAUCACCAGCUCCUUCCCGAGAACCUACGCAGCCCUGGCCGAGUGGGAUGAUCGACAAUCCACAUUGAAUGUCAUUCGGAACAGUUUGCGCAAUUAUCGAACGGUUGCCUUCGACUGUAAUACAGCGUUAGAUGAGUGGCAACAACUCGAACCAUUCGUAGCAGGAUGUGCCGAGCGGUUUACAACUAUCGAUGCCUUAUAUUUGGAAGAUAUUCAAAGCCAAGACUUGCAUCGCUUAUAUUCUACACAUCGAGAUUGGCUUACACAAUGCAAUUUUUUGGAUGUUUCAAUGAAAAGUUCCAAUUAUGAUGAUUCUAUAAAUCAUGGUGAAAAAAGUGAAUGGAUUUUAACGAUGCCGAAUUUGAAACAUAUUUUAUGGAAAGAAUGUACGCAUGACCCAUGGAGGACAAUUACAAUAGACGCCCCUAAAUUGGAAACGAUUUGUCUUGAAAGCAAUGACAGUUGUCGACUUGGCGAAUUAAGAUUGCAAUGCAGCCAUGUAAAGCAUAUCGAAUGCAUACUGUUUGAGGAUAAUUUUUCAGAAAUGUUCGAAACUAGUCUCGACUACGUGGAAAGUCUUAAAUUGACUCUUGAAUAUCGAAUUGAUCUUAGAUUCAUCAGUGCAUUACAUCAGUUAAAAUAUUUAAACAUAACAUUCAUCAGCAAGAUGAAAUCGCUCGAUCAAUUAGAGGCCGCCUGUGCUCACCUGCAAGUUAAAACAUUGAGAAUCUCAUGUUCAGUAGACAGAUGCUCCAUUAAUUUGGAACAUUUCUUCAACAGUUUUCCUGCCUUAGAAUCCCUUACGUUACGCCGCAUUGAUUUCGAUGCGGAAAACUGCGUUCAAGCAAUACAUCUCAAAAACCUUGACUUGCGAAGUGUUGAAUAUUUUGACGAAACGAUUACCUUGAACGCCCCUAAUCUCGAGAAUCUUACGUUAGAUGUGAAUGUCUUGGACAAAAUAGAUUUUAUCAACACCGUCAGACUUUCCAACCUUAAACUGUUCCUAAUAUUAAAAAGCAUGAGAAAAACAUUCAAACGUAUUAUUAUCCCGUUUCUACAAGCACACGGAGAGGUGACGCAUUUAUGCCUAAUAGGACAUUAUCAUCAGAAAGAUAACCUUGAUAAACUAACUACUGGUGCCGUGGAGUUUAAUAUCAAACAUCUUGAACUACAAUCCAUCAAUGUGGCAGUUGGCUUUUUCAAAAUGAUUUCUGAGUGGGAUUCAUUACAGACUUUAACCUUAAACGGCUGUACCAUUGAUUGUAACGGUCUUGUAGAUAGCGAAAUAAUUCGUCUGCCAUCAGUACAUGAAAUCGAAACUCUUGGAAAUAACCGACUUAAAAAUACGAAAAGAAAUGAUUUUCCUUUGUUGGCAAGGGAGAUCUCAUCGGAUUGUGCCUAAUGUUUCGGAUAGUAGUUAGUAUCAAAUAUUAUAAUUAUAUCUUAAAAAAAAACUAUUUUUCUUUGCUACCAAAAAUUACGCUAAUGAGGUUAUAAAACUAUAUAUUCGAAUAGAAAUUAUUUUCAUAGUACCCAUAUCGUCAUCGUUAUACACGUUAUGUCUCAGUGAGGAACGGCCCAGUCUAGAUGAACUUUCAUGAAUCGGUCGAUGUUCGGGUAGAUCAUUAAUGUUUAGUUGUUGCAGCCUAGUUUCAAGACUGUGUGACUGAGACGCUUGCAACGAAAGGGAAUUUACAUUUGGAUGUCGCUGGGGCACCGUGGAAGAAACCGCUGGU